This is a messenger RNA of Pocillopora meandrina, 478 nucleotides long. The record is from the annotation of a GenBank genome assembly. NCBI's taxonomy places the organism in Eukaryota, Metazoa, Cnidaria, Anthozoa, Scleractinia, Pocilloporidae.
AUGGCUACAAACGUUUAUUAUCAAGCUGUGAUCUUCCUCUUUUGCUGCGUGAUGCUGUCCGCUGCCUUACAAGUGGAAGUAAAAAGUUUGAAAUAUUGCGGUAAAACAUUUCUCCUUACUUAAUGAAUUAUUAGUUAUUUUUUUUGAGGGUAUUCCUAUUUUUUCUUGUGUAAAAUAUCAUCAAUUGAUAGGGAAUGAUCUAGGAUGUCAAUUUUUUUUGUCCCUUUGAAGUCCAGGAUAAGUCCAGAAAGAAACUGGGUGCUGUUUGGAGACUAUAGGGGCCAGGGGAUGGUUUUCUUUAUGGCUGUAGAGCUGUAGAUAGACCAGCAUGGUGUGCAUUGAAUACCAUCGUUGUAUUCCAGGUCCUCCGGAUAAAACCCUAAAGUACAAGGUUUCUCCAUGGCCGGUGAUGAAAGAUGCUGAUUCUGUCAAUGUCACGGUUACGUUCACCCCUGGUAAAUCGUUGUGUUACUUUUAA